AUGACAGCGGUUGCCGAAACUUUCAUCAGUAUCGCCUGGGGAGUUCUGUCAAUAGCUACUUCUCUGUACCUCCUAUCCUAUUUCAACUCUCCUCUUCGAAACUUCCCAGGACCUAUCCUUGCUGGUCUCACAAACCUGUGGCGCUUCCUGGAUGUCUUGCAUGGCCGGCCUGACAAGACACAGCUGGCACUGCAUAGGAAGUAUGGCAGUGCUGUGCGGAUCGGUCCAAAUGUCAUCAGUCUGUCAGACCCGAGCCUGAUCAGUAAGGUGUAUACGACGAAAGGGGCGUGGAGAAAAAGUGAUUUCUAUACCGUUAACGACGCCCGUGUUCACGGAAUGCGAGUGCCAAACAUCUUCUCGAGCACGGACGAGAAAUGGCAUUCGAUGGCCCUACGGCCCAUUCGUCAGGCUUAUUCGAUGACGCAGGUCCUUGAUAUGGAGCCUCAGAUAGAAGCAACUAUCGAUCUGCUGUGUGAGAAAUUGGACGAGAGGUUCGUGAGGACGGGGAUAUCGUGUAAUAUUGCGGACUAUUUGCUUUACGCUGCAUGGGAUGCGAUGGGCCAAGCAACCUUUUCGGGAACUCUUGGGAUGCUCGAGAAGGGUUAUGAUCCUACCAAGACCAUCCGGACUACAAAAAAUAACAUCGACUACUUUGCCUGUUUCAGUCAAAUCCCAAAAGUCGACCAUGUUCUGGGCAAGAACAAGAUAGUCGAAGCUGUUUUGCCCUCUGGUAUCAGUUGGGCCGUAAAAUACAUCCAGGACAUGUACGUCGAACGGAGCAAAGAGUCACAAGCAACAUCAAGACCAGUUGACUUUAUGGAUCGCGUCCUGCAAGCACAAAAGAAGUUCCCAGAGAUAGUCAACAGCGCAAUGGCAACCAUAUACCUUCUAUCCAAUGUGUUGGCAGGAAGUGAUACCACCGCAACGGCCAUGUGCUCCGCCAUCUACUACGCUCUCAAGCACCCGUCCGUGCAUCGCAAACUACGGGAGGAGCUGGACUCAGCGAAUCUGUCUUUCCCCGUGAAAUGGAAAGAAAUCCAGCACCUCUCCUACUUCACAGCCGUCAUGCGGGAAGCCAAGCGUAUCCAUCCCGGAGUAGGAAUGCUCAUGGAGCGUGUCGUCCCAGCAGGUGGCCUGUGUCUACCAGACGGUCGCUUCGUACCUGAGGGUACCAUUGUUGGGAUGAACCCGUGGGUGAUCAACAGGGAUGCGGAUACAUUUGGGCUAGAUGCGGACCAGUUUAUUCCUGAACGCUGGUUGAAGCUGUCAGAGGAAGCGGAUGAGGAGCAUCAGGCGCGGGUUGCGAGGAUGCAGCGCGCUGUCUUGACGUUUGGAGCUGGGCCCAGGAGUUGUAUUGGGAGGAAUUUCAGCGAGAUGGAGAGUGAUAAGAUCGUAGCCACGCUUUUUGCUAAGUAUGAGAUGGAGUUGGCUGAUCCAAAGGAUACUUGGAAUGUUACGAGUCUGUGGUUUGUUCGGCAGGAUAAUAUUGUCGUUAACUUGAAGAGUAGAGUAUAA
Molecule: messenger RNA, 1515 nt
Organism: Aspergillus chevalieri
Lineage: Eukaryota; Fungi; Ascomycota; Eurotiomycetes; Eurotiales; Aspergillaceae
Product: cytochrome P450
Exons: 5
Coding region: 1-1515 (504 amino acids)
Molecular function (GO): oxidoreductase activity, acting on paired donors, with incorporation or reduction of molecular oxygen; monooxygenase activity; heme binding
Source: RefSeq, a predicted model, not a curated record